This is a messenger RNA of Symbiodinium sp. CCMP2592, 957 nucleotides long. NCBI's taxonomy places the organism in Eukaryota, Dinophyceae, Suessiales, Symbiodiniaceae. The record is from the annotation of a GenBank genome assembly.
AUGGCUUUGGUCGGAGACCUGGAGUUCUUUGCACAAGAGUUCGGAUGGCCCACGGCGAACAGCAACGAAUUGUGUCCAUACUGCAAAUGUGAUAAUAGAUUCAAAGAUGCAGAUGCAGUCGCCCCGUACAACGACUUUAGAGCUGGUGCUGAGUGGAGAAGGCAGCCGAGAGAACCAAGAGAAAAUGAACACCCUUUGUUCAAAGUUCCUGGGAUAAAUUUUUGGUCCCCGAAACUCGAUGUGUUGCACAUGUUAGACCUGGGAGUCAGUUCGCAUGUUUAUGGAAACUUGAUCAACGACAUCUUGGAGGACCACCUGCCUGGGAACUUCGGUGCAUCCCUUGGAGCUUUGAAUGCAAGAAUCGUGGAGCUGUACGAGAGUCGAUCGAUCCCAGCGAAUGCCAGAAUCCCGAAGCUGAGCAAAGGGAACAUUCAUGGUCAGACUGGGUACCCGUGCCUGAGCCAUGUGAAAGGGCGACGAAUACGCCAGUUCUCGAGUGUGGCUGUGGAUCUGGCAAACUUGUACAAGCACACAGACGCAGGAAAACAUCGUUUUGAAGCAGUGAAAGCCCUGGACGAGAUUUACGAGCUGUGUGACAACCAGAAGUAUAAGUGUGACAGAAGGGAGCACAGAAAGAUGGAGAAGGAGAUUGACAAACUGCUCCUGCACUACACUUUCUUGAGCAGAGAUGCUUUCGACAGAGGAAAGAAGAGGUACAGUGUCACCCAGAAGUUCCACCUGACGGCACAUUUUCAUCUUCAGUGUCAAUUUAUGACACCAAGACUUGCUUGGACCUAUGGUCCUGAGAGUUUCACGUCGGUUUGCAAGAAGAUCGCUGCCUCAUGUGAUAGAGCAACUCCAAGCUACCAGAUUCCACUGAAGAUUGCUGGAAAAUUCGCAUUAGCUUACGAGCUCCUGCUACGAGGAUGGCUGAAUCUGGAUGAAGAUGAGGAGUGA